AUCUAAUUUAUAUACUAAAGGUUUAUCAUUUUAUGUUGGCUGCACUUGUAUUUCGAAUCGUUUGUUUGGAACAGCGUUUGCUGCACGAUGCAUGGUCAGUUUCUGUCAGCUUCUCACUUUCCAGCUUUCCAGUGGGAUAGAAGUACGUGCGUUACCCAAAAACUCGUCAUUAAAAAGUGACAGAUAAAAAAGUCAAUAGCCGAGAAAUGAGCGAUUGAACGCUUGCUGAAAGAUUCAGAUAGUUGUCGAAUAAUAUUUAUACAUAACAUUGUUAAUUGAAGUGCACGUGUAAAAAGUUAACAAACGUAAAUAGUGAACGAAUGUGUACAAAUUACGAUUAUUAAUUUCAAUUUGAAGUAUGUAUCAAGUUCGCAGCGGUGAAGAUGCAUUCGAGCCAAGAAUUUUACCAAAACCUUCAUCCAGAAUCGAUGAUUUUAUAGUACCAUCAGUUCCUGAUGUUUCUUUAAUAUUUGAUAAACCCUUACAUUCUAAGACUCCACAACAUGUAGGUAUCAAUUCACCUCUUGUGGAGUCUAGAAGUUCAACGCAUAAAAGUAAUAGUCCUUUAAACGUUAAUGGAUCGUAUGCAGCAUGGAGGGAACAAAAUUACGCAAGAAAACCUUCAUCUCCUACAGUUAAUAAUUCUACAAGUCCUCAAGUACAAUUUAAUCAAGAUUAUGUUUCACUGAAUCACUCAAGAGAAGACAAUACUAUGCAUACCUCGAAACAAUCCAAAGGAAAAAAUUGUACUAUGAGAAGAGAUAGUUAUAAUGAUUCACAACGUGAGCAAGAAGUAAGUAGGAGAAAUGCUGAUCUAUCUAACAAAUAUAAUCCAGAAGAUAAUACAACACGGAUAGAAAGUAAUCAAAGUGCAAGAGCUCAGUGCAGCGAUAAAAUGAGACGUGAUUUUUAUCUACCUACCAUGUCACAUGUUCCUAAACAAUGUAUGAACACUGGCAACUAUAUUGUUAAUGAAAAUGAAUACUCUCCUUUGUUAUAUGAAAGAACAUUAGCUACUCAAGAUUCUAAUCAACAGAAAGUAUCGUACAAUAAUUCGAUCAAUGAUCCAAGCAUACAAACUCUACCUAUGAAUCCGAACAGUUUUCAAAGAAAUGAAAUUCAAUUACCGCACUAUCUGGGACAGCAGUAUCCCUCUUUUAAUAUGAACCGCUAUCCAUUCCCUCAACUUCAUCCUUAUGCUGUGUCUAAUACAGAUAAUCAAGAAACAGUAAAGAACUUAUUACAGAUUAUAAACAGCCAGAACGAGCAAAUUAAAUCUUUACAGACACAGGUUGAUAGAUUGUUGAAAAUGCAGGAGGAAAAUAUGAGAGAAAGGAAAAGUUGUUCUUGUUCCUCUCAAUCGCGGUACAGUACUCAGUUACAUACGAACGUAAAACCUAGUGACAUUGUAGAUGUUCCUAAUUGCGUUAAUUUAUCGGAAACUGUAAAAAACGAUGCGUAUCAAAGAGAAUUACCCAUCGACAGAAGAAAAGAAAAUUUUAUUGAAAAUGAAAGUACAAACCAAAAUGAACUGAUAUUAACGGACGUGCAAUCGAAAAAAGCAUUUGUAGAGCAAAAGGUUUCUAUCGGGGUAAUGACAAGCUUUGAAUUUACUGUGCAAAACAAUCCUUAUGCGAUAGAUGUUGAAGAUUAUAAAGAAAACGAUGAUAAACAAGAUACUGCGAAAGCGUGUCACAAUAUUCGCGAUACGAACGAGUCUUUAAGAAGGUAUAAAAAUUCGUUUACUCGUAUGUCCAGCGCUCAAUUGGAAAAUAUAGUCGAAGAUUCGGAGAGUUACAUGUCGUCUAGUCAACAGCAAAGUAGCAAUCUGAAUGCCAGUACAUCGGUGAAAGAUUUGGAAAGACCGGCUUACGUCGAUAACAGAAGGGAUUUGGAUAAUCGUAAAUCGGAAUCUCCCAAAUUAGGUAAAGGGGCAACGAAAUUAAAUGAAACUGAAAGUAACAUGAGGAAGCAUCUAGGGAAAGAAGAGGAGAUCGAGAGGAGAAGAAGUGUUGAAACUACAAAGACACCAAUGAUGCAAAGAAAUUCUGAAUAUGUUUCUGAAAAUAGAAAUUUUAAACCGAACACGUGUAAUGGAAAUGAAUAUAGGAAAAUAAAUGUACAACGCGAUAAUGAUUCUGUAAAGUCAAGUAACUCUUUAAAUAAUUCUGGUUGUUAUAAAGAUCAUCGAAAAGAGGGACAGAUCUCGGGUUCUAAACGGUCUAAUUGUAUCGAAGAUAGUUUGAUUUUGAAUGGUGCUGAUUUGAGGAUAACUGAAAGGCCUCCUCUUACCCCGGAACCUAGUAUUCACGUCGAAAUGAACGAAUAUUCUAGUGACGAAGAUAGCGAGAAGGUAAAACGUAGCUCGAAAGUCGGCUGGACGUUCUACAAUAACGUUCUUGGACAAGUGAAUCAGCUAUUACAAAACUCGACCGUUGCGGAGGACCAACAACAAAAUCCAAUGAAAGUAAAUCAUAAUGAACGAAACGAGACUGAAAAUAAAGCAGCGUUAGAUACUGUAAAAGUUGCUACAUUAGAACAACUUAAAAAGCUCGGAAUCAGUCUAAGUGAGAAUCCAGAAACAAAUGAAUUAAAUAGCAGUAAUAAGAUGGCAUUCGACUUAUCAUUCUACCCGCGUUUGGAUUAUCAAACAAACAUGACACAAGCCACGAGUGCUGUAAACGAAACAAACACGAGUAUGCAUAUGAAAGCAUUAGCUUUGAAGUAUUUAACUGAUGAGCAGCUUGCUGAAUUAGCAAUACAAAGGCAAGGAUCCGCGUCAGUAAAACAUGUCAUGGUCAGCAAUAUGCAGGGUACAAAUAUGUCAUUAGCGACGAUGCGUUACUUAGAGAGAUAUCAACUGCUCCCAGGGAAGAACAAUGCUCAUAUGGAAGAUGUUAGCAAGGUACAAAACGAAGUGCCUCCAAGGGUCGACUUGAAACCUGCUAAUUCAAGAAACAGCCCGAGAACACUACGCUUUCCGUUUAAUCAAACGCCUAGGACGACCUGUCCAAGUAAGAUCUUAGACAUUUCAACUUUAAAGCAACAGCCUAAGCUUUUAUAAAUGACACCAAUAUAAAAUUCCGAUUUCCGAUAAAAGAUUACGAUUCUAAUGUCUCUUAAACAUUUUAUUUUUUUGAUUACUAUUAAAAAUUUCUCGUUCAACUUGACUGAUUGUAAAUAUUCUAGGCAAACUUAGGAACUUAAUUAUAAG
Messenger RNA from Ceratina calcarata, 3214 nucleotides. RefSeq names its product putative leucine-rich repeat-containing protein DDB_G0290503. Gene Ontology annotation, biological process: mitotic spindle organization; smoothened signaling pathway; microtubule organizing center organization. The transcript has 4 exons. NCBI's taxonomy places the organism in Eukaryota, Metazoa, Arthropoda, Insecta, Hymenoptera, Apidae. Gene Ontology annotation, cellular component: microtubule organizing center. Bases 359 to 3064 code for a protein of 901 amino acids. The record is from RefSeq and is a predicted model, not a curated record.